GAAUAGGAUCCAACGGACAGCUCUCUCUGGCGGCGAGUGCUGGAAUUAAAAUUUUCCCUUCGCACGAAACCUUUUACGCGGCGUCGAUGAAUACUAAAAUACGCGUCGUCGCGAAAAGAACCGUCGAGCAAAUAUUUUUAUUUACCACGUCUCAUUUGCUUCGUUUGAGAACGCUGGACUGUAUUGGUGUUGUUGUUUACAAAAACCAGAUAGCAUUCUCGCGUUCACUUAACAGAAGGACGGCCUUUCAACGGACGUAGACACUUUUUUCCUAUUGCGCAAGACGCAAUAGACACGCUCACUCCCGCUGACUCCCGCUACCGCGCGUUCGUUGUUAUAGAAUUACGCGAUGAAGUUCAAAGAAAUAAGCUCCACGGCUGUAUUCAUAUUUUCGCAACAUAAGAAAAGAGCGAGUUCGAAUGCUCGUCGAAUACAGCUCGACCAAGUCUAUAUAGAGCUCUACUCGGUCAUUCGGUAUAAACUAACUCGCAGUCGUUCGCGUCAUUUUUUUAAGAGGCAUGUUGGCGAAGCGAUAGCGCAGUUUAGGACAAUAUUACGCAGCGGAUGGUACGGUCGCGAAAGAGUAUCGGUCUGAUCGCCGAGCGUAUACGCGUCUCUCCGUCUUCCAUGUUCUCUCUCGUACUUUGUAGUCUGGGACCGUUAAUGCAGAGAGAACUUGGCGAGGCACUCGUGAAUCCUCUUCCACUCUCUAUUUCAGUUCCUCCGUCAGCCUCCGCGUUCCUUCCCGUUCUAUUUCGUCGUCCAUCUCCCUCUAGCCGUAUUCGCCCCUACUCUGCUUCCAAGUUCGAUCUAGUCUCUCGUUCUUGCCAACGACGCUUUCGUUCCUCCAUCCUUUACGAGAGAAGACUCCAUCGUCGUUCCCGUAUUCUCCUGGUAGGGUUAUGGCUAGCCUGGGUUAUUGGUAACCGGCCGGUAAACACAAAAUUACGUGUCUCCCAGUUUUAAUCCGCUACUUUUUAGCACAGUUUCUUGAAAACAAAACAGAUACGAUAGAUUCGGAGUUCUGGGUGAUAUCGCGCAACGUCGAGGAGCUGCCGAUACUGAAUUUAUCGCAACCGCUUUCUCUUGCCUUUUCGUUCGACCUUUCCGCGAUCGAGUUGGCUGGACGUUCUUCGAAGAACGUGCCACUAGAGAGCGAACGAAUGAAAUAACCGUCUUACAGGUCGGAAUCCCGUACUAAAGAAAAUAUUUGUCUAAUUCAAACUAACGCAAUUCUUCUCCUCGCGUGGUUAGUCGGAUAUGUUUCGGUGAAAUUUUCUUGGUUCGUCGCGGUGAAAUUUUUCUUAUCGUUUUCCGAGUGGGUGUUGAAUGGUUCGAAUAACCGUGAAAAGUAUGAGAACGCUUUCGUACGAUUCGCAACAGUCACGAUGUAUGCAACUUUUUAGAAGGACACUUUAACGGAGAAUUAAAUGAACAAUUGAGAAACGCGAAUCGAGUAAAUGACGUAUUCGAAACGUUCUUGGUAAUCUGUAUAAGAAUCGGUAAUCAUAAUUUUGGAUUACAUAUCGGUUAACACUACCACUACUCUGUUAUUAACCGCAACAGUUAAGGGUUAAGGUCGUGUGCAAGCCUCGGUUCUCAGAGCGCGUGUCGCGUGCUCUUCAGCAUACGGCCCUGAUGGCUCGCGCGCCUCGUCAUUUGUCCUCGCCCCCCUCACCGCCGCCCCUUGCAGGAUACCGUCCAACGCUCGGCAAGCCACUCGAUUUUCUUCCCUGCUUCCCCCACCACUUUCGAGCCGAUCUCCUGUCUCUGUUUUACCGUCUCACGCGUCGCGUGGCACUCUCUCCCUUCCACUCUCUUUCCUCUCGCAACGCUAUUCUCCCUAUCUAUGUCUCUUUCUAUCCUCGUGCCAAUUCGCCCGUCCUGUUCGCGUUACUCCAUUACGCUUCCUUCCACCUCCGACGCCGGAAUUAUCGGUCUGUCUCUCUUUCGCAUUGUUUUCACCGACUACAUCUGAAAUCACUGUUUUUUUUUAUUUCGAGCAAUUAAAACACGAGGAUCGAAAUAAAAUAAAUGUUGUUUAACGUUUGCAAAGAAAUGGAAUACGUUAUUUGGUUCAUUAUACGACGAGGAAUUCCUUUUAUCGCGUUAUAAUAUUAUACAUUCAUGCACGUAUCGUACGCGUUCUAGUCGACAUUGGUCGUACAAAUUAAAGGUCGAAACGUCGAUAGAUAUUUGAAAAGCUAAUGCUAGGUAAUGUAGUUUCAAGCCCGAUCUCGAAACAUGUUUCACCGUAGCGCGAUUGUCCUUGUGGAAACGAAGAGUAAAUAAAUACCUACGUUCGUGUUUGAUCGGGCGUAAAAAUGGUCGCGAGUAUGUAAAUCGAAACAGCAGUUUGAUCUUCAUCUUACGUUACGUAAAUUACACUGUCCUCUCCCAGCGUUCAAAUUCAUCGUGAUUCGAUCGUACAAAGAAAACGUUUGUCGUCGCUCGUUCGCAUCUUCGUCGUUCUUAUCGCAGAUUCGAUAUGGGCCACAAUAAACGUCAGCGGCUGAUAAUUUUUUCUCAUGUUUCUGGCCGACGCGCGUCGCCAUUCUCUCGCGUAUACGCUAGAACAGCCAGUCGACCGGUCUGUCUUUUUCUGUUUCAUUCCUGUUCGACCUCGAGAGGAAUCAGCGUAAGGUUUCUCCCUCUUCGUCGCACGUGCCACGAUAUGUGUAUACUCGCUCUUCGUUCGGAAAUCGUUUUCUCCUCGUCGUUCCCGGUAACGUCAUUCCUUUUCGCUCUAGCGUUUUGUUUCUCCGUCACAGAUGCUCGCCAGUGCCGACAACCUCCCCCACUCGGACUGCCACGCGAGGAUAAUCGAGACGGCCUAACGAACGCCUGUAUUCUUACCUCCUGUUUAGUCCAAAUCAUUCUCCUAAAGGGCGGUUUUUGCUUAACGUUACAUUGCCGCUUUCUAUACCGUAUACUAGAGCUGAACAAUAUUUUAUCGAAACGAUGAAUAACGUUCUUCUUUUUGCGCGAGGAAAUACAUCCAUGAUCGCGAGAAGCCGAUCACGUCAAAGGUUUCGAAACGUUGCAACACUCGAUUUUAAUAUCGCGUCUUCGCUUCGUGAAUUCUACUUGAAAAAAGUAUGGUUAGUAAUCCUACCCGAACGAAAUAACAUUUGCGUGCGAUGUUUAUUUACGUAAAUUUACGUAAGGUUCGGUGGCAGUUGGAAGGGUGUCGAAAUAAUUUUUGUAGCGGUGCAACGUUUUCAAGGUGCUCGAUAAAGUUGCAGCGUUAGAAUUUUGGUAUACCUGGGUGUUCGUUCCAUGAGUUUCGAGUUUCCUGCGAACAGGAAACCGUAUCAUUUAGCGUCACCGUGUCCCACGAGUGAAAAUGCAUUAACUGGCAGUAGCGGCCAACACUGCGGCAAAGUGAAACCCCUCGUCACGGUGUAGUCACGUUAAAGCGAGCCACGCAAAAUAGAACAACAAUCGUGGACCCGAACAUUGUAAUCCUGGUAACGUUUCUUUCCGGCUUGUCCCUUGUAUUCUCUUUGCGACUGACCUUCGUACAUCUCCCAAGCUUCUUCUCGCUUAUUAAGCCGAAUGCUCACGCGGCUGUUUCUUGCCACGCUGUAGAACAGUCGCCGUUAAGCCGAGAAAAGUAACCGCACUCAAGGCCGAAUUACAAGAUCCUACGCAAUUAUUGCGUGUAUCGAAAUGACUACAGUGCGGGGCAAAACGAUAGCUCGAUGUUUGCUCUUUUCAUUUCGUAUAAAUAAACGUAUCGAAAUGCACGCUCAGGUUUAUGGAAAAAUAACGAUACAAAAAUCUGCGCAGUUGGGACGCAAAUAGUUAAUUCGUAACCAUGUAAAACAACCACGAAAUAAUUUCUUUUUAUACGUCCGAGAAACAAGUUUAACAUUGAUGCGAUAAGGGCUAACCUUGGCGAAGGGUGCUCCGCGUAUUUGACCCAUUUCAUAAAUCGCUGCCCUCGAAAUCGAAGCACGAAGUACGAAGAAUCUCGAUUCUACGUUUUCGUCCUUUUCUCCUGGGUAAAAUCACCCUGUCCGUUGAACCAUGACUUUCGCCGCACCCUGUACAUACAUACACCGAUGGAGAGCAGAGGAGAGCAAAGAAGAGCGUUGGAAGCGCGACGAAGGAGAAGAGAGACGGAGAAAGCACGGAUAGAGUGAAAGGGGCGCGGAUAGUCGGGUCGGGACGGGCGGAGGCGGAGGCGGAGGCGGUGGCGGGGGCGGGGGCGCGAGGAGGGAGUGAGGGACAGACGUUCUAGCGUUGUUUGGAACGAGCAAGCUUGGUUCGCGUGGCAAGGGGGGGGGCGGCGGCGGGGGGGCGGAAGGUGGCGCAUGGCGGGGAGAACCGAUGACGAUGGAGGGAGGCUCGUGGGUGGCAGCUGAGCACGGUGUGAUAGGGGAAAUCAGUCGCGGUUCGAGUACCGCCACGCAUGCACGCGAGCUGGUUCGCUCGUUCCUGUAGCUUUUUAUUGUCCGUGCGACGACACGGUUCUCUCCGUAACACCGGAGCACCCUGAAAAUAAACGCAACAAUACGCGUUUCUCGGAAUUGAUCAAAGCGAAUCCCGACCUCCAUCCGAAAGUUCCUUAGACCUUUUGAAAGAUAUAGUAGCCGAGACGCUUGCGCCGUUUCCCGAAGACGGGUAACCGCCGCCGAACCAAGCCAAUCGGAAACACCGAUGUAAACAGAGAGCAGUUUUUAAACGGUAAAAGAGCGGCGACGGCGGCGCGACGCUCGCUCCCCCUCCCCCACCCGCCCUCCCCCGCCCCACACGCACACACACUCUUCCUCUUUCUUUCUUUCGCGAGGAAAGGACGUUCGAGAUAAUCUGAGCGAACGUUCCUUCAAGGGGAAAGUCUGUCUUUUGAUAUACCAGUUUACAAUUGUCGCUCAAGAGGAUUCCGCGCUGUCGCAGCGUUCACGAGUAAACACGAACAAUUGUUCGAAUUGCAACAGUGGACUGUGCGAUAGUUUCGUGAGAGGUGAAGUGACAAGAUUAUUUGCCGUGCCAAAGAAGAAAGCACGCGACCGAAAGUAGUGGCUGGAACACGGUGGGGCCAAGAUGCUCGACUUCGAACAACAGGCCAAUCAAGCACAAGCCCUGGCCUCGCUCGACGAGGACUGGCACCUGCUCGAGGACGCUAAGAUGAGAUUGGAGGAGGAUCUAGUGAUACGUAGGAGCCGACCCACGAUGAUUUCUGCAAAGUAUCGCGCGAGAGAAGAACGUCGUCGUUUGUUGAAGAUCUCCGCCGGUAAGCUGAGGAGGAUCGAGGACCCGGAGGCCAGCCUCUGCAGAUCGGUUCUCAUAAACAACGCUGUUAGACGGCUCCAGCGCGAAAAUCGGGACGAGAAGACGAGGAAUUACGGUCUUCCGGUGGUCACGUAUCUGAACGAUUCCACCAAGGAGAACAACGCUUCUGGCAACCUUAUCGUCGGCGUGACCGACGACGAUGCGUCUUCGAGGAAAAGAUUGAGCGACGACACGAGGAACGAGGGACUCGGCCCCAAACGUCAAAGGCACGACGACCUCGACCUCCAGGACGAUGUGUUCAGCGACUUUUACAUCCUGCCGCCCACUCCACGGCUGCUCUCCCACAUAGACGAGAUCCAGGAACCGGAGUCCCCGCAUCACCAUCACCUGGUCUACUCGGAGGACCGUCUGAGUUCCGUGGACGUUCGUUCGGGAACGACGAUCGUGAACACGAGCACCGCGAACACGACUACCAGUACCAGCACCACCACCUCUCCGAGUAGUUGCUGCAACUCCGUCAUCUUCCCUGGCGAGUUGGACGACUCUGGUUCCCAGCUCAUCAGCGUGACGAGAUCCAGCGACGUCAGCAUGAUGGAAACCUCCGACGUGGUCGACCCCGACAGGAUCUGCGACUUCUCCAGAUUCGCGGACUCUGCGAAAAGUCUGGAGGAACGUCUGGUCGAGCUUCAGUCUCUGGACGAACAUUUCGAUUUAGCAAAAUUCGAGAGAAACAACAACCAGAGCUGCGGCAGAGCCUUCCAUGACAUCCAGACCUUCCAUAGCCUUGUACCCGGCCUGGAAACCUAGAAAACAACGUCAUGCCUCGAACACCACCCACCUAUAGGUCUCUCCGACUCCGCGCCGGGGAAGGACCAUGACAAGGCGACGAUACCGGUCGAUGGCUUCGCGACACGCACCAGGAACCACGAGGAUCUCUAUGGACUCGGAGGCUGGUGACUGUCUGUCGAUUGUUGGACGUGUUUGCUACCCGAACGCUCUGGCUAGAAGCGCCUGCCAUUGGCUGCAGCCUCGAACAACACUCUCGAGGAUGCAGUUCGGAAUCCAACUAUCGAUACUUGGUUGUCCGUGGUUAAAACGAAGAACGAAGCUAUCGGGUAUGCCCGAAACACGAUGGACCUUUACGAAUCCAGCGAGCACAGACUUGUCUAGAGUUGAACUAAGGUUUUUUCUCGCGUACGUACAUAUGGAUAUCGGAAUGUUGGUACUUGGGGCGUUGUACGUAGGGAAUAUCGGUACCAGAAUGUCCUGAACUUACGCAUACGUAUAUGUAAUUUGUAUAUAUUCGAGUACGUUUGUAAGAGCACGUUAACGAUAACAUUAGAUGAAUUUUUAUAGCGGAAAAUUUCACGGAGAAGUACGAGAGUAAAUGUGGAACGUGAAAGAAGAGAAGAAGGACGGACAAAUUAUAUUGAACGCGUCGCGCGCCUGUAUAAAUGCCUUUAGAGUAGCGCCGUGAAUCGAUGUAAAUGUGGGGUGGUAUGCGAUGAAAUCGAAUGGAUUCACUAUGCCGCGCGAUAAUGCCACGAUGAGCCUUAAUUGUUGUGCACGUUCUUCGAUUUUUGUUGACACGAUUCUAUUGAUUUGUUCCGUUUCGCGUUCCUCUAUUUUGCCAGUAGCGAGGAACGCGUCAUUUUUUUUUUCUUUUUCAUUUUUUAAAUUGUUGUUUCCUCGUUAUUCUUUCGAAACGAGCGACAAGUUACCAAUCGAUGUAAAGUCUUACGAAAAAUGAUUGUCGAUAAAGUUUUGAGGUUAUAGUCGGAUGAUAAACUCGAUUGGUCGAUGAGUACCACUUCCGCGAAUCCUGCCACUACUUUUAACCUUGGAACAACUUUCGCCAUGUUUAACUUCUAGGGAUACACGAGACUUCUCUCCAACUUGAAUUGGUAAUUACGAUAGAAUACAUCGUAAUAUUUAUACUUCGUGUUUUUCUAUCUUUUUUAAUGUAAAAGAACAAUUUAUAAACUGGUAAGAAUAGAUAAAAUUUUGAUAAAGUAGAAGUUAAUCGAUGAAAGCAACACGAGCCAUAAGUAACCUAGAAAUGUGUUAGAUCGGUUGAAAUCCCAGAAGUCCUAAGGUUAAGGUAAAAGCAACGGUAGUGGACAUUUAACGCUGUUCUUCGUAGAAAAGUUACGACAACAAAAAAUUGCAUGGUAAAUUCACCAUUGAUUGGGACAUGAAAAAACUCCAAGUUACAGUGGUUGACAUUUCUUGGUUCGGUAGUUGGUGUUUGGGGAAUGCAUUAGAAAAAUGAACUGCCAUUUUUUACUCUUCGUGUAUCGGUGUACCGCAAUGGAAUUGUGUACUGGUUCGUUACUGGCUUGAAAAACUGACGUUGAAUGGCGUCGCCUGUCCUCGGAUUAACUUUGUUCCGAACAACAGCGCUAAUAAUUUUUACACAUGUCCCUAAAACUCUCUCCUACCGAAGCACCGUUAACUUCUGAUACAAUUAUCGAGACUUGUUCUAUUCUUAGAACAAGCUUUAUAUAUUUAUAACAUUUAAGGCUGUAAUUGUAAAUAAUCUCGAUAUAUAGCGGCUUAUAGGAAAGAAGAAUUAAUAAAUUUAGAAUAUUAUUACAUUUCCGCUAUCUAUCGAGAUUAUUUUUACUUUUUCAUAUUCCAUAAAUACAUAUUUAUUGUAAAUAGUAUUUUUAUUAUCUCGGAAAUGUGUAUGUUCCGUCAUUCCUGAUUAGAAGGAAUAGUCCUUAUUUUACCAAUACGUAUUAUACACGUGACCAACGUGUAAGUUUUUCACUUCCAUUUAUGUGUAUGUUAUUUAAAUUUGUAUAUGUGUUUUAUUCUUCUUAUUAAUGUUUCAUAAUUUUAUUAUUAUUACAAUUAUUAUUAAUAUUAUUAUUAUUAUUAUUAUUAUUAUUAUUAUACGGGUAAAGAUCCUUUAGUAAUACUGUAUAUAAUGUAGUAUUACAUAUAUUAUUAUUAUUGUAAUUAUUAUUAUCGUAGACAAAUUUUCGUAGUGAAGAGGACUGAAAUUACAGCCAAAGACGUUAUAUGUAUAUGAAGCUUGUCUUUCGACUGAGAUGGAUUUCGAUAAGUUCAUACGGGACAAAAUAUUGUUCCAAUUAUUACACUGGUGCAAUAACUUAUUCCAUUUGUUUUUACAACAGUAUCAAAUAUCAAUUUAUUUUACAAGGAUUUGCUUGUUCGUUUGAGCCAAACGAACCAAUGAAAGUCAAAGGGCGUUCGUCUGUAAAGCGUGGUGGUAACAUCCGAGUGGCCUUGCGCCAGCCAAUUACUUUUCAUCCGACUAUAGUCCGUGAAUUGUUUCUGGCCGAUCGUGACACGAAUCGCGUGAAUCAUCACGUUCCAGAACGCGAUUUUCCAGAGCGAAAGUGACCGAUGAACGAUUUUAUUGCCAAAUGGCCUUCUCCGUUGCUUAAUAAUAUUUACGUUGACAAAAGUAUUUUCAAUUUUAUAUCUCGAACCCACAUGUUAGGGAUACUCUGUUAACUCUAAUUUCCAACGAAGAAUGUUCGCGAUGAAUUUUUGUAAAAUUUUUGUUACGAUAAAACGCGAUUGUGCAUACGAUUUCUAUACAUUGUUCUUGUAUAUAAAGUAUCGUUUAAGGAAGGUACAUAUAGAUAAAGCUCGAGCGGUAAUAAGGUGUAUCUUUAGGGUGGAUUCAGCAGACAAUGUACGGUGCAAUACUUUGUCCUUUCAGUUUCCCUGCAAGGAACGCGCGAGAGAAGUUGCGAACCUACCCAAAACCCGAAGAUGGGCAAAAAUUUUAUUUAGAUGAAAACUCAAAUAAUGAAUAAAAAAAAAAAUAAAUAAAUAACAU
Hylaeus volcanicus is the source of this 9055-nucleotide messenger RNA. RefSeq lists its product as uncharacterized. The transcript is spliced from 3 exons. The coding region runs from base 5050 to 6045 and encodes 331 amino acids. Gene Ontology annotation, cellular component: nucleus. NCBI's taxonomy places the organism in Eukaryota, Metazoa, Arthropoda, Insecta, Hymenoptera, Colletidae. The record is from RefSeq and is a predicted model, not a curated record. Gene Ontology annotation, molecular function: transcription regulator activity.